This is a messenger RNA of Metopolophium dirhodum (rose-grain aphid), 2727 nucleotides long. Its product is annotated as DNA replication factor Cdt1-like. Gene Ontology annotation, cellular component: nucleus. The record is from RefSeq and is a predicted model, not a curated record. Gene Ontology annotation, biological process: mitotic cell cycle; DNA replication checkpoint signaling; DNA replication preinitiation complex assembly. Gene Ontology annotation, molecular function: DNA binding; DNA polymerase binding. NCBI's taxonomy places the organism in Eukaryota, Metazoa, Arthropoda, Insecta, Hemiptera, Aphididae.
CUGCGCCAGCAACAAGCUUCUUAACAGUAAACAGUUCUCACCACUUCCAAUAAACUCGUUAAAUUCCUCAUCUGCAUUUGUUCAUUGUUGUUAAUAGGUGGUCUGGUGGUAUUGGAUAGGUAUUAGGUAAUAGUUUUUGGAAAUCCCGUAGUUAAUGUUCAUUAAUGACUGUAGUGAUUACUGACUAGUGACUACUAACAUAUUUGAGUUUUUAUUCUGUGGUGCAACGAAUUGUUAUUGAAGUAAAUAUGGAUACUCAAAAAACAUUAGAUAGUUUCAUCAAAAGUAGAAAAAGGCCAACCAUUGAAGAUGGUUUGCAUAAAAAGGAACUACUGAACAAUACAUUUGGAAUAAAUAAACCAACUAGAAAAUUAUCAUUUGAUUCUACCGUGCAGCAAACUGUUAAAAAACAAAAGGUUGAAACUGGAAUUAUACAAAAAAUUGGCCAAAAUAAUCUAAAUGCUUCUGUUGUUAAUAAUGUUACUGUUGCUGAAAAUAUUGUGGAGAAAAAGGAGACUGAAAAUGAAGUCCGCUCAGAGAGAGAAACAACUCCGGAUCAAUCACCAUCAACUAAGGCCAAAUUACGUAAAGAAUUGGAUUUGGGUGAGUUUCGUAAAAUUCUUCGUCGUAAACACAACCUUAAGAAAUUACAAGAAAAGAUCAACUCAGUGGAACAAUCACAAAUUGAUCUUAACUCUGCAAAAUCUAAAGUAGAUGCUGCCAAAAGCCAUUAUUUAUCAUCGUUUAAAUCAGUUGAUCUCCUGGUUGACACUAGCCCCGUAAAAGUUGGAUCAAGUCCAAUAAAACGAUCGCAACUUAAACCUACAGCCUUAUUUCUCACUCCAACCCAAUCUAUGGUUAGUCCUAGAAAAGUAAUGAUGUCCACUCAGAUGACACAAGCCAAAGAAUAUGUUUCGCCUAGAAAGUUAUUAGAUGAAGUAGGAUCUCUUUUAGCUAUGUCACCAUCAAAACGAUAUGCUGCAUUGGCUGAUUCUAAAGCAUUACCAUUGCCUUUGAAGUACCGUAUUUUGGAUGAAUUAUUCAAAGCUUUGGAAACGGUUUCGUCUAUGAUGUUUAGUAGAAAAGAAAAAAUAACUUUUAAUAAACUCAAACGUGGUAUUCAACAAAUGACCAGAAAAAAUUUUACUGAAUUGCAUUUGGCUCAAAUUAAAACUGUUGUACCAGAUUUAUUUAAGUUUGCAUUGGUAAAAUCGCCAAAAGAGAAAUCUAGUUUUGAAUUAGUAAUAACUCCAAACUAUGGCUCAGUGAACGAAGAUAACAUUAACUUAAUUGAACUAACAACUCAGAGGAAAAAGACAUUUUCUAAUGCACUACUUGACAUUUUGAAGGAGCAUCAUGAAAAAUAUUUGUGUAAAUUAACUCCACCUAUUGUGAUUGCCAAAGACAAAAUAACCAGAUGGCAUCCUGAGUUUGAUGUUGAAACCGUGGAAGAUAUCAUUCCUUCAACAUUACCCAAAAUUGAAAUUAACAAACCAAAAAUAGUAACGGCCAAAGAUUUAUUGGACAAAUCUCAUUCCUUGUUUGUUUACAAUAAUCGUUUAAACCGGACUGUCACAACAAUGAACAAUGAAAAUAAAAAUUUAACUGAAAAAAAAUUCCCAACAACAGAUGCAAAAAAUGCUUUAGAAGGAGCACUUAAAGGGAUUCCUAAAUCAUUUUUACUUAAGAUUCAGGAAAAGCAAGCAGAAAAAGCUAAGGAAUUGAUGACACGGUCGGUGGGUCAAUUAGAUGAGGAUAGAAUGAUGAACCGAUUACCAGAUAUUGCAAGAAGAAUGCGUACCUAUUUUGUACAACUUCAAAGAAAUGUUCUACCAUUCAAAAAAAUCAUCGGUCAAUUGAAGCAGAGUUACCCCGAGUCUAUGACAGACCAAGAAUGGAAAGCUCACUUAAAUCUUCUUCAAGAAAAAGUACCUCAUUGGAUUGUAUCAAAAAGCUUAGAUGGAAUUGAACACAUUCGAAUUGAUAAAAAAGUUGAAUUUGAAGAAACUGUAAUUAAAACAUUACAAAAAUAAUUUUGAUUUAACAGACUUUAAUUUUCUUUAGUUUUAUUUAUUACAAUAUAUACUUUUAUUUCCAGCCAUUUAUUUUGAAAAUUUUUUUUAGAUCAUGUAACCACCUGUUUGCCAAAUUUUUAAAUACUUUUUCAACUAUAUUGUAUAAAUAACUAAUAAGAAAUAGAAAAGUAAUGUAUUAUACUUUUAAAAUAAUCUAUUUGAUAUAUUAUUUUUUAAUAACAGUUUUAUUUUGCUCCAAAAUGUUUUAAUUUGUAUACUUUAUUUAUACAUAUAUCAUAUGUACAAUAUUGUUACUAUUCCACUUAUCAAAAUCAUAUGACUUAUCUUUUUGAACUUAAUAUGUAAUAUUUGUAUAGGUUAUUUAUUUAAUAAUCUAUAUAUUUUAAAGUAUUUAAACUUAACAAUUCUUGAAGAUUUUUAAUUAAAUUCAAUAAAAAUCAAGUAUACAGCGGGCACAUGAUUUAAAUAAAAAAAAUAUACAAUAUUUAAAUUCAAGCCGAAAAUGAUUAAAUUUUUUAUUGUAUAAAUAACAGUAUUUUUGUUUUAACAAGUUCAAAAUUUAAAUUUUAAAACAUUUACUUUAACCUUAUAUAAUAUUAUCAUGUACAAACAAUACAAAAUAUUAUCAUUCUAUUAAUUUACUUUAAGAAUCUUAUAUUGAUAUUUUCAAGUUUUAUGUUAAUUUACGAAU